AUGAAUAAAUCGUCAGAUAUCUAUGUUAAAAGGAAAGUGGCUAAACCUGAGCCAUGCUUAAUAUGUUAUAAACCAACAUCUACCGUAAUGUUUAAUGAAAAUUUUUAUCAGCAGCAAUAUAAGGAUUGGUUUUACUGUUGUGACUUACAUUUUAUAGAUAAUCCCAGUUUUAUGAAGCCGGCAUAUUCUCAAGAAUACUAUCACACUUUGGAAUUAAUAAAAGAACUAGAACCUCAAAUAAUGCGUAUUAAUAAAAACAAUAAAAGUGGGACAUGGGAUAACUGGAUAAACAAAUAUUUGUAUAAUGACAAUAACAAUAAAACCAGCAGCAAAACUAAAGAUAAGGAUCAAGGGAAAGAGAAAGAUGAAAACAGGGAAAAAGACAGUGAAAAGAAGUCAGAGGACAGUGAAAAGAUGACAGAAGAACAAGAAUUAAUUAACAAGUAUAAAAACUUAAAACUAAAAUCUGAUUCUUUGAAACUCAACAAUAAACAGUAUCAAUUGAAUAAAAUCAUGUACAAUCAAAGACUGACAAGUUUGAUGAAAACGUUAACCAGAGAACAACAGCAAUCUCAAAAUAAAAACGAUUGCAUUAUGACUAGUAAAUCUGAUAAUUCUAUCGAUGAUUCAUCAUAUACUGAUCCAAACAGCAUAGCCAUGAGUUUUCCCAAGGUUCCCAGUCAUAAUCCACUUUAA
Molecule: messenger RNA, 696 nt
Organism: Saccharomycodes ludwigii
Lineage: Eukaryota; Fungi; Ascomycota; Saccharomycetes; Saccharomycodales; Saccharomycodaceae
Gene: VFA1
Product: Vfa1p
Exons: 1
Coding region: 1-696 (231 amino acids)
Biological process (GO): vacuolar transport
Cellular component (GO): endosome
Source: RefSeq, a predicted model, not a curated record